Molecule: messenger RNA, 1098 nt
Organism: Aegilops tauschii subsp. strangulata
Lineage: Eukaryota; Viridiplantae; Streptophyta; Magnoliopsida; Poales; Poaceae
Cellular component (GO): membrane
Source: RefSeq, a predicted model, not a curated record
GGCCAUCCUCGUGCUGGCUGCGCCCUCUCUUCCCCCCCUGCCUCCCACCUUCCUACAGCUAGCCACACUAUAUCUCAUCUCCCCGUCGCGGACUACCUACUCGGCUGGCGGCCAUACCUCUAGUUUAUACCCCGGAUCCCCUUACUUUGCGCGCGCUAGUAGUAGUACGCCGCCUGCCGCCAUCUCCCGGCCUCGUCCGUUAGACUAGUCGCCGGCGCCAUAUGGAGGACUACGGCGGCGUGGCGAGCCUGGUGGCGUCCGGGGUGGUGUUCUGGUCGACGGCGUUCCUGCUGCUGCGGGCGCUGCUCCCCAAGCGCUCCUACGACUUCUGCAACCGCGCGGUCUCCACCAUGCACGCCGUCACCGGCGUCGCCCUCGGCUGCCUCUCCGUGCAGGACUGGGCCUCCCCCGUCUCCCCCGUCGCCUCACCCUCCUCGCCGCGCCAGAUGAGGGCGCUGGCGGUGACGCUGUCGUACAUGAUCUACGACGGGGCUUGCUGCCACCUGAGCGGCGACGCGCGGCUGGACAACGCCCUGCACCACCUCAUCAGCAUCGUCGGCCUCGCCGCCGGCCUCGCCUACCAGAGGUGUGGGACGGAGCUGGUGGCGUGCCUGCUCGUCACGGAGAUCUCCAGCCCGCUGCUGCACCUCAGGGAGAUGCUCAAGGAGCUCGGCGUAAAGGACACAGACCUCAACCUCCUCGUCGACAUCCUGUUCGCGGUGACCUUCUCGGUGGCAAGGAUGGUUUGUGGGACGUACGUCACCUACCGCACUGUGACGGCUGACAACCCCAUCCUCAUCAAGACGAUGGCGACGAGCUUGCUGCUGGUGAGCGCCUACUGGUUCUUGAGGAUCCUCAGGAUGGUCAGGCACAAGAUUGGGAAGAAGAGGCUGGCGUCCAAAGCCGCCGGCAAGGGAUCUAUGUGAUGCCACAAGUGGUGUCUCGCCGCAAUUAUUGUUGAAAAUGCACAUCAUGUACUAGUAGUACGUACUAUCUAGCACAUUAAUCGUGUGGUGGGUAAAGGAUGAUGUCCCAAGCAUGAGAUGCAUGUAUUCUGGCAAUUUUCAUUUUAUUAAUGUGCAUGAACUGUUGAUGUCA